UUCCCUUGUGAUUAACUCCAAAAUCCCACUUCCCACCUUGCUUCUCUCUCACUCACUGCGCUCUCUCUCUACUUUCUCUCACAGUUUGCUCGCCUUCUCACCGAACUCCGAACCAUUUAAUUCCAAAAUUCCGCUCUCCAUUAUGCAACUAAACAUCAGUUUGGGGAACAUUCUUUGAUUUCUUUGGCCCUUCCCUUGCUCUGUUCUUUCUAAUUCUUUGAUUUCCUUCAAGCAAUGGAGCUGGAUCGACUCAGGCCGGACAUUACUAAUCCCGCCAUGACUUUCGACGAGGCUUCCAUGGAGCGGAGCAAGAGUUUCGUUAAAGCCUUGCAGGAACUGAAGAACUUGAGGCCUCAGCUGUACUCUGCUGCUGAAUAUUGUGAGAAAACCUACCUUCACAGUGAGCAGAAACAAAUGGUUGUGGACAACCUAAAGGACUAUGCUGUACGGGCUCUUGUUAAUGCUGUCGAUCACCUUGGUACGGUGGCAUACAAGUUGACUGAGCUUCUCGAGCAGCAAACGUCAGAUGUAUCAACCAUGGAGCUUAAAGUCUCUUGUCUAAAUCAGCAACUUCUUACAUGUCAAAUAUAUACGGAUAAAGAAGGCCUCAGGCAGCAGCAGCUACUGGCAUUGAUUCCAAGGCAUCAUAAGCAUUAUAUUUUACCGAAUUCUGUCAGUAAGAAGGUACAUUUUAGUCCACAAUUACAAACCGAUGCUAGGCAACAACCCUUUCAAGCAAGAGGUCGUCUUCAGCCCUCAGGCGUUCCUGCAUCAAAGACGCUUUCAUGGCAUUUAGCCUCAGAGACAAAGUCGACACUGAAAGGUGGUCCACAUUCUUUAAACGGUAACGAGGAGCAAAAAAUUGCAGAAAAAACUUCUGGAACUUUCCAUCUUAUAGAUAAUGAUGCCACCACCCGUCCGAAAUACUCAGCUGGUUACACUCAGCCAUCGAGUGGAUUUCCUGCUUCCAAUGCAAUUCUGCAAACGUUUGGUGCUACUCACAGGGAAGCAUUCGAGGGUUCCAAACAGUUGACAGCAUUCAGGUCAUUUGAUGCCCCGAAUCGACACGAAAGAGUACAUGCCCCCGCUCGCAGCAAAAGUGUGCUGUCUGCUUUCUUCGUGAAACAGAGAACACCGAAACUUAAGGUGGGCUCGGUCUUGUGAAUUCUUCUUCAACAGAAGUUACCGGCAAUAACCUCAUCUAUGGCUGCACAAAUUCUAUUUGUAUUGCAUCUCUCUCUCUGUUACCUGUUCAUUUUCUUCUCUUUUAUGUGCUAUAAAUAAUGAAAAAUUAGUACAUAUAACUGAUAAGUAAUAAGGAUUUAGGGAAGAUGGUAGUCAACAAUGUCUAUCCGUCAAUUCCUGCCUGAUAUGAUAAUUGAUAGGCUAAUUUCCGUGGACGGUUCAUUUUCUGUAUUGGUACUUUGUGACUAAUUGAUUAUCAUUUUCAUA
This is a messenger RNA of Momordica charantia (bitter melon), 1452 nucleotides long. It is a transcript of the gene ABIL1, whose product is annotated as ABI-1-like 1. The record is from RefSeq and is a predicted model, not a curated record. Lineage: Eukaryota; Viridiplantae; Streptophyta; Magnoliopsida; Cucurbitales; Cucurbitaceae.